AAAUGUCAAACGGAUGUCAAAAUUACUUAUUUGAGGUUAUGGUUGAAAAAUUUUGUUUUUAUUUAUAACUCAAAAUUCAGUAAAUUUAUAUAAAUUACAGUUGAAUUUUUGUGAUUGUGGUAUAAAUUUGAUGUUUAUGCAGUUUUUUGUGUAUGUGCAGCGUUUAUUUCUGUGUUUAUGAUUUUACGACUUUACCGAAUUGAAUUCACAUUCAUUCUAGCAGCGUUUCCUGCAUUUUUGUAAUAUCUAUCAACGAAAUAAUGGGGAAACAUGCAGAGUGGAGAAAAGAUGCAAAAAAAGCUAGAAGGAAACGAAUUCGACAGUCCAUAGCUAAAAAUAAACAUGAUCUGGAAGAAAAAGAACGACAACAACGUGAACAGUCUCCAACGUACAUACAGCUCCUUCAGAAACACGAACAGGAAGAAGCGUUUCAAAAAGAAGAGGAAGCCAGGUUGAGACUUAAAGCUGAACAGCGUUGGUUGAAAAUUGAAGAAGAAGCUCAAAAGCAGUGGCGUGAAUUGCAAAAGAAGCUUGAAGAGGCGCGUGAAGAGCGAAUACGACAAAAUCUGCUUAUUAAAUUGGAGUGGGAAAGAGAGCAGCAAAGAUUAAAAAAGAUAAAAGAGGCCAAAGAAAGGGAAAGGGAAGAAAAUGAAAGAAAGCAGCAAUUGCUUGAACAAGAAAUUGAAAACUUCAUCGCUCAUGGAGGAUCAACCCCAGAACAUUUAAAGCAGAUAAUUCAAAUGAAUCCAAAUAAACCAACGUGUCCAUUCUUUCAGAAAACGGCUGCUUGUCGUUUUCGAGAUUCAUGUUCUCGUAAUCACAUUAAACCAUGUGUCAGUCGAAUACUUCUUAUACCGAAUUUUUAUUCACACUAUAGUCUUGAACAAGUAGAAACAGAACACGGCGAUUCUUCCUUGGAAUUUGAAAAUUAUGAGACAUAUACGCAUUUUAAGGAAUUCUUUUUUGAUGUUUUACCAGAACUGGAGAAAUGUGGAAAAAUUAGACAGUUCAAAGUAUGUUGUAAUCGUGAGUCUCACUUACGUGGUAAUGUUUAUGUUGAGUAUAGUUCAACGAGAGAGGCAGUAAAAGGUUUUCGAACAUUUAAUGGACGUUGGUACGGCGGUAAACAAUUGAAUGUUGAAUUUUGUAAUAUUGAUUCAUGGAAAUCAGCAAUUUGUGGGUUGCACAGUAGAAAGAGAUGUCCCAAGGGGAGUUCUUGCAAUUUUUUGCAUGUGUUUCCCAAUCCACAUAAUUUGUUUCAUCAAGCUGACCAUGAUGAGCAUCGGAGUCCUAGAAGUACAAACAGGUUAGAAUCAGAAGAACGUAACUGGAGGUGGUCCGAAUCGCCUGAACGAUUUACAACUACAGAUGAUAAAAAGGAGAAAUCGAAGUAUGAAAAGUAUGCUCGAAAUGGUACAAGGCCCAGAAGACGGUCAAGGACUCGAUCACCAGGCCGAAGAUAUUCUAAAAGCAGAAGUAGCAGUAGUAGAAGAGAAAGUAGAAAAAGUAGAAGUUGUAAGAAAAGUUAAUAAAUGAGAUUAUAAUGUACUGUUUUAAACUCCUGUUAAUAAGAUAGAUUGUGAAAUAGA
Messenger RNA from Zophobas morio, 1589 nucleotides. RefSeq names its product U2 small nuclear ribonucleoprotein auxiliary factor 35 kDa subunit-related protein 2-like. The coding region runs from base 261 to 1529 and encodes 422 amino acids. The record is from RefSeq and is a predicted model, not a curated record. Gene Ontology annotation, molecular function: metal ion binding; pre-mRNA 3'-splice site binding. Lineage: Eukaryota; Metazoa; Arthropoda; Insecta; Coleoptera; Tenebrionidae. Gene Ontology annotation, biological process: mRNA splicing, via spliceosome. The transcript has 5 exons. Gene Ontology annotation, cellular component: U2AF complex; spliceosomal complex.